Molecule: messenger RNA, 1494 nt
Organism: Durusdinium trenchii
Lineage: Eukaryota; Dinophyceae; Suessiales; Symbiodiniaceae
Source: the annotation of a GenBank genome assembly
AUGGCGACAAGGGGUGGCAGGAGCCAGCCAUCUUUGCUGACCUUCAACCAAGCCAUUGCCUUGUGUGCCAAAUGUCACGAUUGGAAGAAGGCCUUCUACAUUCUGGAGGACCUGAAGUGGAAGAAUACAGAGGCAGAUGUCAUCACUUCCAGCUCAGCCAUGAGCGCCUGCAGCCGCAGCCGCAGCUGGGCAAAGGCUUUGCAGCUCUUCUCGACUGCGAAGCUUCAAGGCAAUGUCAUCACCUUUGGCAUUGCAGUCAGCGCCUGCGAAAAGGGAGAGCAAUGGGAAGGAGCCCUAGAAAUCUUGGAAGAGCUCGAGAUGCAGAAGCUGGAAAUGAAUGUGAUUGUUUGCAGUUCUGCCAUCAGCGCUUGCGAAAAGGCCGGUCAAUGGCAGAUGGCCUUGGCUUUACUUGAAGCAUGUGAGCAGCGAGAUGUGCAAGCGAACCAGAUUGCAUAUAGUGCAGCCAUCAGCGCCUGCCAGAAAGGGCAAAGAUGGCCAGAAGCUCUUCACUUGCUGAAUAGCUACAUUGCUAGCCAUGCGCCCAUGGACUUGAUCAUGUACAAUGCGGCCAUCAGUGCAGUGGAGUGGCGUGAUGCCUUUGCACUGCUCGAACAGCUUCAGGAGGCACUGCAGUUGCCAAAUGUCAUCACCUACAAUGCCAUUUUGGCGAAAGCCUUGGACUGGUCGAAGACCUUGGAGCUUUUGGAGGAGAUGGAGGAGCGCCAAGUGGAGGCGACUCUGGUGACCUUCAACACUUUGAUCUGCAGCUCUGAGUGGUCUUGGGCUUUACACGUGCUGCAAGAGCUGCUGACCAUGAAGUUGAGGCCCAACGAGCUGACAUACACUGCGGCCAUGGGUGCAUGCGAAAGAGGAGAAUGCUGGGCUGGUGCUUUGGCUUUGCUGGCGAGGAUUCCAGAUCCGGACUAUGUGGCCUAUGGCGCCGCCAUCAGCGCCUGUGAAAGGCGUUGGGUCGAGGCUCUGGAACUCCUGCGAGUGAUCCAAGAUCAAGGGCUUCGUCCAAACUUGGUGAUCUGCAGUGCGGCGAUGGCUGCCUGUGAGAAAGGAGAGCAAUGGGAAUUGGCGCUGGAGCUAUUAUCGAUUGCAGCUGAGUUGUCUGACAAGUCACCAGUGCCCUUCAAUUCUGCGAUCAGCGCCUGUGAAAAAGGGAGUCAAUGGCUCCUGGCCUGGGAGGUCUUUCACCAGAUGGACCAUGCAGGUAUUGAGUUCGAUAAUAUUGGCCGCAGUGCGCUGAUCCGAGCUUGCCACCGAGCUGGGCAAUGGCCACGCGUGUUGGAGCUCCUCGACUGCCUCUUCUUCAGCCGUGCCUCGCGGCCAAGGGCGGCUGAGGUUUAUGUUGUCAUAGAGAAUCCUCAGACCUCGACUCAAUGCAACCAUGCUUUGGUGGUCGUGAGGUCUGUUGAGGGGUUAAAUGCGGUUCAAUACAGUGGGAUAAUCUGCAUCUAUGCAGUUUUAUGCCAGACCUUGGGCCAUUGA